ACAUUCAUAUGGAGAUGUGGGACUAUAAAUAGGAGGGAUGGAGCCAGCAGAGAUCAGACUCUCUCUACAGAGACCUCUACAGCUCACACAUCCAGACAUGGCUCCUACAAUCACUGCAGCAAUCACCAGUUCUCAGGAGCAUCUGACUCUGAGCCACAAGCUCAGAAAGCCUCUGGUGGAGAAGUUACGCAGAGAGCGAAUCAACAGCAGCAUCGAGCAGCUCAAGUCUCUCCUGGGUCCAGAGUUCCUCAAACAGCAGCCAGACUCCAAGCUGGAGAAAGCCGACAUCCUGGAGAUGACGGUUUGCUUCCUCACACGACUGCAGCAGCAGAACCAGCAGCAGAGUAAACUGCUGGACCACUUCAGCAACCUGCAGUCGCCCUGUGAGAAGAACCUGAGAGAGGAGGACUCCUCUCCUCUGAGCUCCUCAGUCCAGACCAGCGUCAAAGACAAGAGUCCAGCCAGCAGCGCCCCCUGGAGGCCGUGGUAGACACCUACACAGUGGAGUCACUACCAGACAAACUGGGACCACACUGGUCAACGGUUACUGGAACUGGUUUCUUUGAAAUCUUAUAGACUUGUUCUUCUGUAUGAACAGAAGGUUGAAUUUGAUUUGAAAUUUCCCAAGGAAAGAAGAGAAGAAGGAAGAGAAUCUUCUCAUGCAUGUUGCAUGAAACUUUUCAUAAUUUUUCAUAAUUUUUUGUGAAACACAUAAAUUUGAUUGUUAUAUUUCUAAUCGCUUGGUUUCUACUGAUCAUGUUGAUCGGUAAUCUUACUUCGAAAAUGUCUUUUUUUUAUCUGUGGUUUAUGUGAUGGCUGAAAUUUGAUCUGUUUUUGGAUCAAUUUGUUUUGUAUUUGUACAACAGAUCUGUCAAACUGUGACAGAUGAACUGUUCCAAGGUUGAAUUCUAUUUGAAAAAUUCCUAAGGAAACAAUGUCUUUCAGUUUAAGGAAGAUAAUCUUCUCAUGCAUGUUGCAUGAAUCAAACCUGAUUGCAUCAGCAAGAAUGAGACCAUAAUGGUGUCAUUCUUUCUCUACUGGUCAAAUAUUUAAAUGUUAUAUUGACAUUAUGUUUUGUUCAUAUUAUUAUGAACGUAAACACAUUUUAAUUUCUGAUUGGACAAGGUGGAUGUGUUGUAAGAUCCAAACAUGUAUUUUUUCUUAACAACACUGUUAUAACCAACCACAGAUUUUCCUGUGAUGUGCUUCAGUGCAUGUAACAAAUUGCUGAUCAGUUUUAUGAUCAGUAUUAUCAUUGUACUGUAUGAACUGCUAAUUGUUAGUGUUUAAAUUGACAAUUUAACGAUUACACUUUUAUAGUGAACUGAUGUGUUUGUUAAAACAGUUUGACCGGUUCUAUGGUCACUUUUUACUUAUUUUGUAUGUUAUGAGGACCGUGUCCUCGUCAUUUGUCAUUCUAUGAUGACAGGUCUUUCUUGUGAUGUAUCAUCAUCUCUGAAUGAGGCUUUUCUCAUUCUCUGAAUAAAUGUGCCUUGUUUAAUAAACAAACAGCCAUCUGAAAA
Messenger RNA from Betta splendens (Siamese fighting fish), 1523 nucleotides. RefSeq names its product transcription factor HES-5-like. Bases 38 to 490 code for a protein of 150 amino acids. The record is from RefSeq and is a predicted model, not a curated record. Gene Ontology annotation, cellular component: nucleus. Gene Ontology annotation, biological process: regulation of transcription by RNA polymerase II; anterior/posterior pattern specification; regulation of neurogenesis. NCBI's taxonomy places the organism in Eukaryota, Metazoa, Chordata, Actinopteri, Anabantiformes, Osphronemidae. The transcript is spliced from 2 exons. Gene Ontology annotation, molecular function: DNA-binding transcription factor activity, RNA polymerase II-specific; RNA polymerase II cis-regulatory region sequence-specific DNA binding; protein dimerization activity.